AUGGUGCUUACUUGUACAUCUAUACCAAACAUUGCAGGGCUUUAUCUUCGAUGUUUCUGGGAAUUCUGUAUGGAAAUUGCUAUUAAUGCUCAAAACAGCAUCUAUUCCAUCAGAGAAAUGAUAAGUAUUCCUACAAGGAGACUAUUUGGAAAUCAGCAAAUAACAUCAGAAUUCUUAUCUGAAAUAAAAGAUGAAUGGGCUGAUAGACCUCCAUGA
This is a messenger RNA of Entrophospora sp. SA101, 216 nucleotides long. NCBI's taxonomy places the organism in Eukaryota, Fungi, Glomeromycota, Glomeromycetes, Entrophosporales, Entrophosporaceae. The record is from the annotation of a GenBank genome assembly.